GUCUAGCAGGGACAGCAUGGCGGCUGGGGACAUGAACCGGAAAAAGCAACGGCGAGAUGUUUCUGCUACCACGGCUGGAGGGACCGGACGCAAAAGGCGAAAACUUCCAGUGGCAGAGGAGAAAUCCUGGCAGAAAGCUGGCUCCAAGCUGAAUGAGGAGAUCUCCAGUGACUCUGAGCCAGAUAGCCCUGCAAAGAAAAAGAACAAUGAAGCAGAAGAGGAGAUUGACGAGACACCACAAGAGAAGAAGUUGAGAUUAGCAAAAUUAUACCUAGAGCAGCUUCGACAGCAAGAAGAGGAGAAGGCAGAAGAAGAGGCCUUGGAAAGGGACCUGAUUGCUGGCCGACUGAAGGAAGAUGUGCUUGAACAGAAAGGGAAAUUACAGCGACAGAUUGCCAAAAGCUUGCAGCUUCCAGACGUAGCUGACAUCCGGGUUCUGCGAGGACAUCGGCUGCCCAUCACUUGUCUAGUCAUAUCACCAGACGAUAAAUAUGUAUUUUCUGCUUCCAAAGACUGCUCCAUCAUCAAGUGGGAUGUGGAGAGUGGGAAGAAGCUGCAUGUGAUCCGUGGAGGGAAGAAGGUGACAGAGGAAAGUCAUGGCCAUACAGCACACAUCUUGUCCAUGGCUAUCUCCUCGGAUGGUAAAUACCUGGCUACCGGAGAUAAGAACAAACUCAUUAUGAUCUGGGAAGCUGCAACCUGCCAGCACCUGUAUAAGUUCACAGGUCAUCGUGAUGCUGUGUCGGGCCUGUCUUUCCGAAAAGGCACACACCAGUUGUACAGUGCUUCCCAUGAUCGAUCGAUCAAAGUGUGGAACGCGGCAGAGAAUGCCUACGUGGAAACCUUGUUUGGCCAUCAGGAUGUGAUUACAGGACUGGACAGCCUGAGCCGGGAGUGCUGUGUCACAUCAGGGGGGAGGGAUGGCACUGUCAGAGUCUGGAAGAUUCCUGAGGAAUCCCAGCUUGUAUUCUAUGGGCACCAGGGUUCCAUUGACUGCAUCCAGCUGAUCAACGAGGAGCAUAUGGUGUCUGGGGCAGAUGAUGGGUCAGUCGCCCUCUGGGGUCUCUCAAAAAAGAAACCACUAACUACAGUGAAGCGGGCCCAUGGUUUCCAAGGUGCACAAGGCCUGGAACAGCCAUAUUGGAUCACCUCUGUUGCUGCCUUGCUGAACAGUGACAUUGUAGCCACAGGUUCUCACAACACCGGUGUGAAGUUGUGGAAGUGUGGAGAGGGAUUUCGGAAGCUGGAACCACUUUUUGAUAUUCCCCUGGUUGGCUUUGUUAAUAGUUUGAAAUUCUCAAACACUGGGAAUUUUCUAGUUGCUGGAAUAGGACAAGAACACAGAUUGGGUCGUUGGUGGAGGAUCAAAGAGGCCAAGAAUAGCAUCUGCAUUAUCCCACUCAAGAAGGCAGCAGCAGGCAACACAGAGAUACCUAUGGAAGGUUCUUAAUGUUCUCCCACAUUCUUU
Gekko japonicus is the source of this 1468-nucleotide messenger RNA. It is a transcript of the gene RRP9, whose product is annotated as ribosomal RNA processing 9, small subunit (SSU) processome component, homolog (yeast). Gene Ontology annotation, molecular function: snoRNA binding; protein binding. Lineage: Eukaryota; Metazoa; Chordata; Lepidosauria; Squamata; Gekkonidae. The coding region runs from base 17 to 1450 and encodes 477 amino acids. Gene Ontology annotation, cellular component: small-subunit processome. The record is from RefSeq and is a predicted model, not a curated record. The transcript has 15 exons.